Daucus carota subsp. sativus is the source of this 1013-nucleotide messenger RNA. RefSeq names its product glyoxylase I 4. The record is from RefSeq and is a predicted model, not a curated record. Bases 89 to 703 code for a protein of 204 amino acids. Lineage: Eukaryota; Viridiplantae; Streptophyta; Magnoliopsida; Apiales; Apiaceae. The transcript has 3 exons.
UGUUUCCUUACACGUUACAAAGAUUCAAGAUAUACUAGUUCAAGAAUUUGCAUUGAUUUAGAGAGAAGUUAUCGUUUUUUAGAGAGAGAUGGGAAAAGAAUAUGUUAGCGGAGAAAUAGAAGAGAUCAUAAGCUGGUCAUCAAAGCCAGAAGUGCCACUUUUGGCUCUGAACCAUGUUUCAUAUGUUUGCAAAUCUCUCCCCACAUCGGUUAAAUUUUACCAAGAUGUACUGGGAUUUGUGCUCGUAAAACGCCCUUCGUCGUUUGACUUUGAAGGCGCAUGGUUGUUCAAUCAUGGGAUUGGCAUACAUUUGCUAGAAGUGAAAGAUGCUGUGACAAAACAAGGCCAGAAGAUAAAUCCCAAAGAUAACCAUAUUUCCUUCCAGUGCACCAACAUGGACCUGAUUAUACAGAAACUGGGGGCAAUGGGGAUUGAAUACGCGACAGCGCUGGUGACAGAAGGCGGCGUGGAGGUGGAUCAGCUCUUCUUCCAUGACCCGGAUGGUUACAUGAUUGAAAUUUGCAAUUGCCAGAACCUUCCUAUCCUCCCCCUCUCAGGCCUUUCGUCGUGCCCUGUCCCAAACUCGACGACUCUUAGCAACAACAAGGCAUUGCCUUCCCCUUGUGGGAAAGUGAGUUCAAAGAGGGAAGUUGAAGCCAUGAUGAUGGAACAUUUGGUUGUGGGAAUGAUGGACAUAUUUUAAAACAGGUUGCUGGACAACCCAACUGCUACAUCUAUUAUUUUCAAAGCUUCUUCAGGAUCAGAGAGAGAGAGAGGCAUUCUUUUUUUUCUUCCACCUUUACUGUUUUUUUUCAGAUUUAUUAGAAGGAUUUUGUGCGACAUAGUUUAGAUACAUUUCCGAGUGUCGAGUGUAUAAUCUUUUAAUUUUCAGUUCCUUGUAUAAGUGGGUAUAGAAAGCAUGAUUGUUUCUUAAUACUCAAUUUUACCAAUUCAUUGUACAAACAAGAUGAUGAAAUAGACCUGCAUGUUAAAAAUAUUCUUCAGAUAACCAA